Molecule: messenger RNA, 576 nt
Organism: Soboliphyme baturini
Lineage: Eukaryota; Metazoa; Nematoda; Enoplea; Dioctophymatida; Soboliphymatidae
Source: the annotation of a GenBank genome assembly
CUGCCACUAAAAUGUUCGAGAUCGAAUAUAUCCAGGGUUCAGGCCGUGCGCAAACUUCUACGUUUUAAGGAGUCGCCCAUCUCUAUCAGUCGCAAUUGUCACGUCGUUGAUGUCAGCAAAACAAGUGUUGUUUAUAUUCAGGUAUUUGGAGAACGUCAGGACGAUCUCACAAAGCUUUCGAAGCCUUUGGAAAUCACCUGCUUUCGGACGUCGAUUUGGGAUGAAACGCUAUACAAGGCGUGGUCGAGCAUUGUUUAUAAACUGGUUCCCAACGUUCAACAGUUGGAAGCAAGCCUAGAAAAAUUCGGUGCCAUCAUAGACGCGGACGAAGUUCUGCUAUUUGAAAAGGCUACGUUCCUUGUGAUUUCGCAUUGCCAACGUAAAGCGCACAAAGACGUGCAUCGGUUCGAAAAGCUAAGCAACUUCAUCAAGCAGUUUAAACUUAGCUGCAGCAAACUCGGAACUCACUUCUCCAGUAUGGAGAUUCUGAACUCCAAUUUUGCGGCGUAUAUCGACGACUUCACGGCAAACACAUAUGUGUUGGUGGUGCUCUCGGACUCCUCAGUUUGUAUGUGA